GGUCCUGUCAGCUGUCGCUUGUAGUUACCGGCGCGACCCUCUGAUAUUGUUUUUAAGUCGAAGUGUAGUUAUAAACGGAGCCCAGUAGUCGGCAGUAAUUGGACAAGAAUUAUCUUGAGCAGGCCAGUCCGGAAAAGGAAUCCGCUGGGCUGCUUUGUCCAUUUCUGUGAUCUUGGAGCAGCUAAAAGAAGCGGCACCCAUUUAUAUUAGAAACACGCGUACAGCUUUUGUUCCAAGACAGCUGAUCCAGAUAUGAGGGAGAGAGCGGCGAGGAGCCGGAGAGCAACGUGCGAUCAGCAGUCCGGCCAAACGAGAGGGUAGUGCGCUCUGGAGAGUGGGAGUGCGAGUCACUCCGGCCGAGGAGACCCAAAGGCACGUUAAGAAGUGGAAGAGUCGAGAGAACCGUUGUGUCUUUCACGUGGAGGAAUCAAAGACAAUCUGCCUAUCCAGUGAAACCAUUCCUAUAAUGAAAUGUUUGUCAGUGUCCUGACCAAAGCUGUGCAUGGUAAAGAGGGAUACUUAGAAGAAAGGGGGACUGAGGCAGCAGACUGGCAUCCCCUAAAGUGGAAAUCAAACAAAGAAUGGCCUGCAUCAAGAAAGAGAACUGUGAGGAGGAGUCGGCCCACAUUACACAAGAAGAUGCCUGGAAUAAGCUGGAGGAUUGUGAGGAGGAGUCUGUUGGUUUCAAAGAGGAGUUUCCUGAUCACGUAUCCGUCAGCAUUAAAAUAGAGGAUUCUGAGGCUGUCCCAGUUAGUCCUGAAGUGCAGAAGAAUGAAACGGUAAAGGUUUUAAAGGAACACGCGUCAUCAGACAAUGACUUGGGAUUGCAGGCACUUACAGCGCUAAAAACCGAGAUGACCCAUUUAAGUUUCGCUAAGAGGAAAAAAUUCUCAUCUUGCCAGCAUUCCAUCCAGUUGAAGCCACCAUCGCUUGAGUCAAAGGGCAAAGUAACAAAGAAGAUAUUUCAUACUAGUGAAAAGAAGGGUCAGCAGUCCUCAACAAAGCACUCUGGCACAUCAGGGCUACAAGAUUCUGGCAGCUCCUUCUAUCAAUGUCCACAAUGCAGCAAGCAAUUCAAAGAUGAACAAAUCUUCCAGGUGCACCUGAGAAUUCACCUUGGAGAAAAGCCAUAUUGCUGUACUGAAUGCGGUGAACAGUUCUCUCACAGCAACAGUCUUUUUCUUCACUCCGGCAUCCACACUGGGGAUAAGCCAUAUUCCUGUUUGGAGUGUGGCAAAGGAUACUUAACCAGACAAGGACUUCGUCAACACAAAAAUUUUCAUAAAGGAGAGAAACCUCAUUGCUGUUCAGAGUGUGGUAAAUGCUUUUUGCACUCAAAUCACUUGAAGAGGCAUGAAAGAAUUCACACUGGGGAGAGGCCAUAUUGCUGUACUGAAUGUGGCAAACGAUUCUUAUGUGCAAGUAAUUUUAAGGAACACAGAAAAAUUCACACCGGAGAGAAGCCAUAUUCUUGUUCUGAGUGUGGCAAGCGAUUCUCCAACAGAAGUGGGCUUCAGCUACAUACGAGAACUCACACAGGAGAGAAACCUCAUUGCUGUUCUGAAUGUGGAAUACAGUUCUCCAACAGGACCAAUCUUCAUUUGCACAGAAGAAUUCACACAGGGGAGAAGCCAUAUUCUUGUUCUGAAUGUGGCAAGCAAUUUUCCCACUCUAGUGACCUUAAGAGGCAUGCAAGGACUCACACCGGAGAGAAGCCCUAUUGGUGUUCCGAUUGUGGCAAGCAAUUCUCACAAAGAAGCAGUUUUCAGAGACACACACGGAUUCACACUGGAGAGAAACCUUGCCGCUGUUCUGAAUGUGGCAAACGGUUCUCAACAACAAGUGAUCUCAAGCGACAUAUGAAAACUCACACCAGAGAGAAGCCGUAUUCCUGUUCUCAGUGUGGUAAGGGAUUUUUGCGGAGAGGUACUCUUAAGAAACACCUUGGUAUUCACAAUGAAGAGACGACUCACAGCUCUUUGGAGUCUGGCAAGUGAUUCUUACACACAACUGCUCAUUUGAACACAUAAACAAAGAAAAGAGACCGUGGGAGGUAAUGCAAGUGUUUACUAACACCUUUGUGUAAAAAUAAAACAUAAAGAGUCUAACCAUUAAGCAAUGCACACACUUCAAAACAUGAUGGAAAAUAAUAAAUGUGUAUGUAGAACAUACACAAAAUGUAACCUGAGCAUUCCACGAUUACUUCAUGAAUUUACAAUAUUAGAACUUUCACAAAGCACCAAUGAUCAGAAUCAAGAAAGGGCGACAUUUUGUAGGCUGAAACUGAAGAAAUGCAGACAGGAUGGUCUUCAACCUUUGAGCAGAAGGAGGUAAUGAUAAUAAGAAAGCAGCAAAAAAGAAGAUACAAGUGGCAACUUAAAAAUUGUUCUGGUCUUGAACAUCAGGCUCCUACAGGCCAAGAGUUGACAUAUGGAAGGGUUAAUAGACAACAAGAGGAGAGAGGCUGACCUUGACUGCUCAGAACAGUGAUCUGCACACUGUCAGACACUAAGACGGGAAUAAAAACAACACCACAGAAAACAAAUCUGCUUCCAGAAAAAUACCCAACAUACUCGGCCGAUGGAGUGAUUUAAAUAAUUAGAGUCAAAUAGAGCCUGACUACUCUGCAUGCAUAUCCAAAAGUAACAAGUGUGAAGCAAUGUGGUUGAAAAGAUUCUCACAUGGAAUGAGAGAAAUGAAAUUGUUUUUAUAGUUUAAGAAGUCAGAAAAUGAUAAACCCGAAAAAGAAUCUUAAGGGUGGGGUGCACAGUGUUGUUGCACUGUACAAAUAUUCGAAUAUGUGAGGUGCCAUUAACCAAAAAGCACAUUAGUGGUGUCAGUGUUGCAAAAGAUUCUCACGAGUAGGUGGUUUUGAGAAACACAGAGGUGAAUCCCAGUUCAAUGUGAAGUACGAGGGUUGUCUGGGUUC
Molecule: messenger RNA, 2929 nt
Organism: Erpetoichthys calabaricus (reedfish)
Lineage: Eukaryota; Metazoa; Chordata; Cladistia; Polypteriformes; Polypteridae
Product: zinc finger protein OZF-like
Exons: 3
Coding region: 582-1997 (471 amino acids)
Biological process (GO): regulation of transcription by RNA polymerase II
Molecular function (GO): DNA-binding transcription factor activity, RNA polymerase II-specific; RNA polymerase II cis-regulatory region sequence-specific DNA binding
Source: RefSeq, a predicted model, not a curated record